Molecule: messenger RNA, 1497 nt
Organism: Phasianus colchicus (ring-necked pheasant)
Lineage: Eukaryota; Metazoa; Chordata; Aves; Galliformes; Phasianidae
Source: RefSeq, a predicted model, not a curated record
ACAGACAGAGGGUCAAAGGAGGCAUAGGUUCCCUAGAGAGAGCUGGUCUUCAGUAGAAGCACUCAUCCAUCUGCACAGCACCAUAUUUGCAGAGGAAGCCACAUACAAGAGCAGUGAGCAGCAGAGAUUUCCAUAAUGUUGGGGAUUGUUGAGCUGUUUGUAGCCCUGGUAUCCUCCCUCCUGAUCUUGCAGUUCCUGAAGCUGCAGUGGAUGCGUAGCCAGCUCCCUCCAGGACCAGUUCCUCUCCCCAUCAUUGGGAACUUGUGGCUGCUGGACUUCAAACUUCGCCGAGAAACUCUCGCUAAGUUAACCACCAUCUAUGGCAACAUCUACACAGUGUGGAUGGGACAGACUCCCGUGGUUGUACUGAAUGGCUACAAAGCAGUAAAAGAUGGCAUCGUCACCCAUUCAGAGGAGACUUCUGGAAGACCUCUCACACCAUUCUACAGGGACAUGAUGGGCGAAAAAGGCAUUUUUCUGACAAGUGGGCACACCUGGAAGCAACAGAGACGCUUUGGGAUGACCAUCAUACGGAGCCUAGGAUUUGGGAAGAACAACUUGGAGCAUCAAAUUCAAACAGAGGCCUCUCAUCUUCUGGCUAUCUUCGCAAACACAAAAGGUGAGCCUUUCAACCCCCGCACUUCCAUCGUCCAUGCCAUUGCCAAUAUAAUCUGUGCUGUUGUUUUUGGCCAUCGCUUCUCCAGCGAGGAUGAAUCUUUCAGCAAGCUUAUCAAAGCAGUUUAUUUUGUGAUCUACUUUCAAGCUACUAUCUGGGGCAGGAUGUACGAUGCUUUCCCAUGGCUUAUGCACCACUUCCCAGGUCCACAUCAGAAGGUGUUCGCCUACAAUGACUUCAUGCACAGUUUAGUUAUGAAUGAGGUCCAGAUGCAUGAGAGAGAGAAGACAAGUGAUCCACAGGAUCUCAUUGACUUCUACCUAACCCAAAUAGCAAAAACCAAAGAUGACCCCACCUCUACGUUUAAUAAAGACAAUAUGGUUCAGACCGUGGUUGAUCUCUUGCUAGGAGGGACUGAAACAACAAGCACCACCCUCCUCUGGGCACUGCUCUAUAUGGUACAGUAUCCAGAAAUACAAGAAAGAGUUCAAAGAGAGAUAGAGGCUGUUCUGGAACCUUCCCACGUCAUCAGCUAUGAAGACCGCAAAAGACUGCCCUAUACAAAUGCUGUGAUUCACGAGACUUUGCGGUACAGCAACAUCACUUCUGUGGGGGUCCCUCGACUGUGUGUGAGGAAUACGACUUUGCUGGGCUUUCACAUUAAAAAGGGCACACUUGUGCUGCCAAAUCUGCACUCUGUGGUGUAUGACAGUGACCACUGGGCAACCCCUUGGAAGUUCAACCCAAACCAUUUCCUCGAUUUGGAUGGCAACUUUGUGCACAAAGAGGCAUUUUUACCCUUCUCAGCAGGUAAUGCCCCAACAUUUCAGCAUCUCUCUUCAUUUGUCUUGCAGCACAACAACAAACAUUCUAAAUUCUAA